Molecule: messenger RNA, 246 nt
Organism: Gongylonema pulchrum
Lineage: Eukaryota; Metazoa; Nematoda; Chromadorea; Rhabditida; Gongylonematidae
Source: the annotation of a GenBank genome assembly
AUGAACCAUUUAAACUCGUUACUUUCUUUGCUUCCCAACGAAUUUCGCAACAAACUGAACAACAGCGCGAAAGGCCUGUUCGGAGAGAAUAUAAGCGAGGGGAUUGCGCGACGAAUCGGUGAGGUGCUGUCGCCACCGCGGUCCGGCAUCGAUGCACAGGUGCCGCUCACCAGGAGCAAUCUGGACUUCAUCGUGCACAAUGCAAAUACUGCAGGCGUUAUGCCACCGGCUUCAUCGAUCAGUUAA